Molecule: messenger RNA, 3246 nt
Organism: Pseudocercospora fijiensis CIRAD86
Lineage: Eukaryota; Fungi; Ascomycota; Dothideomycetes; Mycosphaerellales; Mycosphaerellaceae
Exons: 3
Biological process (GO): DNA repair; DNA replication
Cellular component (GO): DNA replication factor C complex; nucleus
Molecular function (GO): DNA clamp loader activity; ATP hydrolysis activity; DNA binding
Source: RefSeq, a predicted model, not a curated record
AUGCCAUCAGACAUCCGCUCAUUCUUCGGCGGCAAGCCAGCAGCUGCACCGGCCGAAAAGCCCAAGCCCAAGGAGGAGCCCAAGAAGCGAGGUCGACCGCGGAAAGUGAUUGAGGAUGACGACGAUGAAGACGAAGCUGCACCGAAGAAGGCAACGCCCAAAAAAGCUCCAGCGAAGAAGAAGCCUGAGCCUGAGGUCGAGUUGGAGGAGACAACCGCGGGCGAUUUCUUUGGCAAGAGCAAGCCGAAGAGGAGCGAAGCUGUUAGCAAUAAGAGAUCCGUCAAGCAAGCAGCGACAGCAGAGAGCACACCAUUCAAGAAGCAGACAGGCAAGACCAAUGGCAGUGCCAAAGCUACUCCGAAUGGCAGGAGCUCUGCUCGAGCUAAGAAGACAGUAAGCUACGUCGAUCUCGAUGCUGACGACUUCCCCGAUGACGACUUUGAGGAUGGCGCUGAAGAUGAGUUCAAGGCUGGCGCGAAAGUGGGACGACGCAUGGGCGACGACUAUGAGGAAGGCAGUGACGACGAAGACGACAACCCGCUGGUGCCGAAGAAGCGGGAGAGUGGGAAGCAGCAAAAGCUCAAAGACGAAGGACAGGAUGACAACGAUCCUGAUAAGGAUGUUGAUAUGAGAGACUAUAACCCUGAUGAUGACUUUCCGGCUAAGAAGACUCCUGCCAGAGCAAGCAAGAAGCGGAAGUCACAUGUUAUUGAGGAGAACGAGAAUAGCGACCUCGAAGUGGAGGAGGCUAAACCCAAGAAGCGUGCCACUCCGGCGAAGAAGACCACUCCUGCCGCGAAGAAGGCCAAGAAAGACGCGCCCCAGGAUAGUGCAGAAGUGAAGGCCAUUCUUGACAGCAUUCCUACAGUUCAAGCACCAGAACCUCCCAAGAAGUCUUCUGCAGGUGGAGAGGAAGGCGCGAAGCCCAGGUUCCAAUACGGCCAGCAACACGCCAACUCUGCCAUGCCCGCAGGAGCAAUAGACGAUUCCGAGCUUCCCACCGGCAAUGAAAAUUGUCUUGCAGGGCUUACGUUUGUAUUCACUGGCCAGCUGCAAUCUCUUGGCAGAGAACAAGGCGCUGCGCUUGUCAAGCGGUGGGGAGGCAAGGUUACCACAGCACCAUCAAGCAAGACCAGCUAUGUGGUAUUGGGUGACGAUGCAGGCCCAAAGAAACUUGAGACGAUCAAGAAGUUCGGUUUAAAGACGAUUAAUGAAGAAGGACUUUUUGCGCUCAUCCGGAAGUUGCCUGCAAACGGUGGCGAUGGCGCCGCGGCUGAAAAGUAUGCAGAGAAAAUGGCAAAGGAGGAGGCACAUAUUCGAGAACAAGCCGCAGAGAUUGAUCGGCAGGAGAAGGCAGCAAAGGCUCGUCUAUCAGCUCCUAACCAGAGUCCAGUCAAGUCUUCAUCGUCGAAAACAGCGGUGCAAGGCAACUCGGCCUCACUUAAGAGUGCGGACAAGGGCAAAUCAUCAGUAGAAGGCCCUGACACCCGACUCUGGACCGUCAGAUAUGCUCCACAAUCGCUCGGUCAAAUAUGUGGUAACAAGGGCGCGGUCGAGAAGCUGCAGCGAUGGCUGCGAAACUUCCCGAAGAACCAGAAGACCGGCUUCAAGUUAAUGGGACCUGAUGGCAGCGGUCUCCAUAGGGCUGUAAUGAUACACGGGCCACCAGGUAUUGGCAAGACCACCGCCGCACAUCUGGUCGCGAAGCUGGAAGGCUAUGAUAUCGUUGAAUCGAAUGCAUCCGACACCCGAUCGAAGAAGCUUGUCGAACAGGGCUUGAAAGGCGUGCUGUCCACAACUUCGCUCAUGGGCUACUUUGGGCGUGGCGCAGAUGAUGUUGAUGCAUCGAAGAAGAAACUCGUCCUCAUCAUGGACGAAGUGGAUGGCAUGAGUGCUGGUGACAGAGGAGGUGUCGGCGCUUUGGCGGCGGUUUGCAAGAAGACCAUGAUACCCAUGAUUCUCAUCUGCAACGAUCGCAAGCUGCCGAAGAUGAAACCGUUCGACUUUGUCACGUACGACUUGCCAUUUAGACGUCCGACCACUGAUAUGAUCCGCAGUCGUAUUAUGACUAUUGCCUACCGUGAAGGACUCAAGAUGCCGCCGCCAGUUAUCAACGCGCUGAUCGAGGGUUCUGGUGCCGACAUUCGUCAAGUUGUCAAUAUGAUCAGCACCGCCAAGCUUGACAGCCAGAAUUUGUCGUACGAAGAGAGCAAGGACAUGAGCAAAGCAUGGGAGAAGCAUAUUGUACUGAAGCCCUGGGACAUGGUCGGCAAGAUCCUUGGACCUACAAUUUGGAACGCAGCAUCUCAUUCGACAUUGAAUGACAAGCAGGAGCUUUACUUCAACGACCACGAAUUUGCGCCUCUAAUGCUGCAAGAGAACUACCUGGGAACAAAUGUACAGCGUGCCAAGAAAUAUGUGAAUCCGAAGAAGCAACAUCUGGCGACACUAGAUUUGGUCAGCAAGGCAGCAGAAUCGAUUAGUGAUGGAGAUCUGGUUGACCGCAUGAUCCAUGGAAGCCAGCAGCAAUGGUCGCUGAUGCCAACGCACGCUAUGUUCAGCUUCGUACGACCAGCGAGCUUCGUCAAUGGCUCAAUGGCAGGACACCAGACUCGGUUCGCUUCGUGGCUUGGCAAGAACUCGAACCAGGGCAAGCUUAUGCGAUACGUCAAGGAGAUUCAAGGCCACAUGCGUCUAAGGGUUUCGGCUGAUCGACACGAGAUACGGCAGACAUAUAUGCCAAUACUGUACGAGAAGCUCAUCAAGAAGCUGCAGGUCGAGGGCAAAGAGGCAGUGCCUGAGAUCAUUGAGCUUAUGGACUCAUACUUCUUGACGAAGGAAGACUGGGAUGCUAUUCUUGAGCUGGGUGUGGGCAAGGCUGACAUGGAGAACAUCAAGAUUGAGACACAGGCUAAGGCCACUUUCACGCGGAUGUACAACCAGCAGUCGCACCCACUCCCCUUCAUGAAAGCAUCACAGAUCGUUGCACCCAAGAAGGCUCCUUCGAAAGAGAAGCCAGACCUGGAGGACGCAUUCGAAGAAUCAGAAGACGAAGCUGUCGACGAUGCCGAGGUCAAGGAUGAAGAGGAAGAAAUCGACCUUAGCAAAGACAAAUAUGUCAGGCAACCCAAGAAGAAGAAGGCUGCCGCAACAAAGGCGACUGGCAGCAAGAAGAAGAAGACGGCGGUUGAUGACAAUGAUGAUGAAGAGGAGGAAGAGGAGAAGCCGAAGAAGGGCAAAGGCAAG